AUCUCGGAAGCAUGAACACACUGCGGAAAGUCGUCCUGCUCGCCAUUGUUAAGAUCGCGCUGACGGAAUCCCCCGCAUCGCCGAGGUUGUCUUGCACGGCGAUCGGGAACCACAGCGUACCGGGGAGCUGCACGGCCUACCUGGAGUGCGCGGAGGGCGGUGACGGAACCCCGAGGCCCAAGUCGUGUGGAUUCCGUCAGGCAUAUUCCCCGCUCCUUGGGCGCUGCGUCGAGGAAACGCUCGUGAAGGGUUGCAAUGUGACGUUAAGGUUGUCCGAUCGAAAGCAGAUCCGCGUGCCUUCCCUGGACCCCGUCUGCGCGGACGCUCCCAACCAGUACCUUUGCGCCAAUUGCAAAACGCUGGUGAACUGUAUCAACGGCAAGGCAUUUCCCUCGGUGUGUGGAAGCGGCGACUUCUGCUACAGCGACAACGAGUCCUUCGGCAGCAGCGUCUGUUACCCUGGGCUCCCAAGGUCCUGCGUGUGUGACGAGCGGGAAGUAUUCUACCAGGACACUUACGACAGAGGGGCGUUUUUCCUUUGUGAUAAGUACGGGGAGACGCACCUCCACCGAUGCCCGGAGGGACAGGUUUUCGACGAGGAGGAAGUGCAGUGCAAGAGCGCGUCGGGUCUGCCUGCCUGCGUGACUCCGGGGAAGUUUGCUGUGCUCGAGGACUGCCGGAGGUACUAUGCCUGCAUCGUCACUGAGGAGGGGUGGCUGCAGCACGCGUUCACCUGCCCGCAGAGCAACGGCCCUUCCAUGUACAACGAGGAAUCGGGGCGGUGCGAGGACCCCUGCAACUGGCGCCUCCCCGACUUCGUUUGCGAGGACGAAGGUAGAUUCGCAGACCCGAUGGACUGCCGGAGAUUCUUCGUAUGUACGUUGGACGCGGAGUCGGGCGAUUUCCGACAGGUGUCCCGACAGUGCCCCGAAGGAUACGAGUGGGAGCAAGUCGUGAGGGAUGGCACGGGUCGGUGCGUCCCCAUGAGCUCCGAAGAGUGCAAACCGAACUACGUCACACAGUGCCACAUACCUCAGAAUCUCUGCGCCUAAGAAUGUAUUUCAUGAUCUAUUUAUCUUUAUAUUAAUUAAU
This is a messenger RNA of Penaeus vannamei (Pacific white shrimp), 1092 nucleotides long. RefSeq lists its product as uncharacterized. Gene Ontology annotation, molecular function: chitin binding. Gene Ontology annotation, cellular component: extracellular region. The record is from RefSeq and is a predicted model, not a curated record. Lineage: Eukaryota; Metazoa; Arthropoda; Malacostraca; Decapoda; Penaeidae.